ACAGUAACCAUUUUCAUAUUUGAGUAACAUUUGGAAAAUAUCGAAUUGUCUCCAUAUACAUGUGUUGUUCAGUUUUACUUGAUGCAUAUUACUGUAUAUUGUAUUUAGUUAAUAUGCUCAGGUUAUCAACAAGCGAAAAAUAAUGUUUUGAGUGGAGAACACACCAGAAUGUUUCAAUUCAAUAAGAAACAAUUUUUGAAUAUUCAAUUAUACCAAAAUGUAUUGCACCAAAGAAAAUAUUAUGAUAUACAUCCAGGUUUCCAACGUAAAGUUUUUUUGCCGAACCCAGAAAAACACAAUUGUGAAAUACCUAAACGGAAACCUUCUGCCCCUUGUGUUGAAAAAUCUUACAGUAAGCGUGUAAAUAAAUUGAAUAUACAAAUGCUGUCAAAGGCUAUUUAUGAACAAGUUUUCAUUGAAGGAUAUAAAGAAACAGGUAAUUCUGGCAUUUUGGAACAGUGUUUGAAGGAACUUGAAAAACAUGGAAUACGUGGUCAGGACAGUGAGAUUCAACAAGAUGUAGAUUUUAAAAUUCCUCCGUUGAAGGGUCAGAAUAUUGAAGAGCAUUUUGAAAUCAUUGGAGAGGAGCAAGUAAAACCUUAUCGAGAUUUAUUGCUUCACUUACUGGAAUUCAUUCCACCUCGUCCAAAGUCAUGGGUGAUGCUGCCUGGAUGGACUAGAUAUGUUCCCGAAUGUGAACCACAACAGGUCCCGCAUCCUUUAGAAGAGGCAUUCAUCUUUGAUGUGGAGGUUUGUGUGAAGGCAGGUAAAUUACCAACUCUAGCCACUGCUGUCAGCGGAAAAGCCUGGUAUAGUUGGGUCAGUCCCUCAGUGAUUGAGGGAGCUAGCAAGCCAGUCACUAGUCACCAGUAUCCAAUAACGUCACUCAUUCCUUUAGAAAGUGACCCUGAAGAUGAUGGAAUUGAAUUAACUGAGCAUCAGAAGAAACCAAAAGUCGUUAUAGGCCAUAAUGUGUCUUAUGAUCGGGCUCGCAUAAAAGAACAGUAUUGGAUAAAUAAAACAGGGACGAGGUUCGUAGAUACGAUGAGCCUGCACGUUUGCGUAGGGGGACUAACGAGUUAUCAGAGAGCUGUUAUCAAAUCUGAUAAAUUCGAUGAGGAAGAUGAACUGUGGAGAGAAUGCAGUUCUUUGAACAAUUUGGUGGAUGUUUAUAAGUUGUAUUGCGGGAAGAAACUUAAGAAGGAGACUAGGAAUAUUUUUGUUGAAGGAACAAUUCGAGAUGUGAAGGAUAACUUUCAAGAGGUGAUGCAGUACUGCUCUAUGGAUGUUGAAGCUACCCAUUCUAUAUUGGAAAAACUGUUUCCUUUAUUUUCUGAAAGGUUUCCUCAUCCAGUGACACUCGCUGGUAUGUUAGAGCUGAGUACUGCAUAUUUACCGAUAAAUGCCAACUGGACGAGAUACAUAGAAGAAUCUGAACAAGCCUACGAAGAUCUGGAAAGUGAAAGUAAAAUCCUGUUGGCACGUAAGGCAGACCAAGCCAGUCAGCUGCUACACGAAGACAAGUACAAAGAGGAUCUUUGGAUGUGGGAUCAGGAUUGGACUAUCAAAAACAUCAAAUUAAAAAGUGCGACUUUGAAGAACAGUCAAGCUGGGAAGAAGACGCGAGCAUCUCAAAAGUCAACUGUAGAAAAUGAAAAAAAAAGAAGCAGUGAGGAAGAACCGGACCCUCUAGAAGAAAAGUUUCGCUCCCUGUGGAACACCAAAUCUAGCCUGUCUUCGAUUCAACCAUUGCUGCCAGGCUACCCUAAUUGGUAUCGCAAACUCUGUUCUAAACCUAAUUCGACCCCACUAUGGGUUCCUGGUCCACAUUUGAUAAGUACUUCGAUGAAAAUAACGCCAAAACUGUUGUGUCUGACGUGGGAGGGCUAUCCCUUGCAUCAUUUGCGAGAAUUAGGAUGGGGCUUUCUUGUUCCUUUUACGGACGAUGUUGACAUUGAACGUAAAAUACCGCUUAGCAAACUUCUUGCAAAAUGUCCGCUUCUGGUAAACAAAGAUGGAAGUAGCACAUUUGAUGCCUUUAAUCAAAUAUCGAAUCAAGUUCAGGAACAUUUGAUGAAGAAAGAAUACUAUGCUAGGCUGAAGCAGAAUAAAACCAAAGGUGCUUACAAGGGGACAGGAGUUUGGUGUAACACGGAAAUUGAGGACUGCUGCUGGUUUUUCAAGUUGCCACACAAAGACGGAACAUCUUAUAAUGUCGGAAAUCCCCUGGCUAAGGAUUUCUUGAACAAGUUUUCAGAGAAUGUUUUAGCUGGAGAUACGGAGGGCGCUGAGCAAGUUCUAGAAAUAGCGAGAAAGUUGUCGUAUUGGAGAAACAACAGGGAUAGAAUAAUGGAUCAGAUGGUAGUGUGGUUAUCAGAGCAGAAUUUGCCUAAAACGUUACACAAUAAAGGUUACGUAUAUGGCGCUAUCAUACCCCAAGUGGUAGUAUGCGGCACCCUUACGAGAAGAGCAGUUGAACCCACCUGGAUGACAGCGUCCAACGCCCAUCCCGAACGAGUUGGAUCCGAACUUCGAGCCAUGGUCCAAGCUCCUCCAGGCUACCAUAUAGUAGGAGCCGACGUAGACUCCCAAGAACUUUGGAUAGCCUCCGUCAUAGGAGACGCACACCGAGCCAAAGUCCAUGGAGCGACGCCGUUUGGUUGGAUGACGCUGAGUGGCAACAAAGCUGCCGGAACGGAUAUGCACAGCGUCACCGCCAAAGCUGUAGGCAUAAGCAGAGACCACGCCAAGGUGAUAAAUUAUGCGAGGAUAUACGGGGCGGGGCAGAACUUCGCCGAGCGACUCCUGAAACAGUUCAAUCCUACCAUGUCCGAGGCGGAAGCCAGGAACAAGGCUCUGAAAAUGUUUGCUUUGACCAAGGGGAAGAAAAUAUACCACCUGAAAUCGGAUUACUUGCACGAGUUUGCUGACUUACACUACAACAAAUGGCAAGCUUUCGAUGUUGCCAAAGUUAGUGGGAAAUCCGUAAACGAAAUGUUUCACCAGUCGCGCUGGAUAGGCGGCUCUGAAUCCGCGAUGUUCAACAGAUUGGAAGAUAUCGCUAACAGCGAAGCUCCCUGUACACCUUUUCUGAAUGGACGACUUAGUAGAGCCUUGGAGCCACGUUCACAGGUGGAGGACCGGUACUUGCCAACGCGAAUCAACUGGGUGGUCCAGAGCGGAGCCGCGGACUUUUUGCACCUCAUGCUGGUCUGCAUGAGGUGGAUCAUGAAGGAUAAGGCUCGAUUCUGCCUCAGUUUUCACGACGAAGUUAGGUACAUGGUACCGGAUGAGUACAGAUACCAAGUAGCUUUGGCUCUCCAUGUGACAAACCUUCUGACGAGAUCUUUCUGUUCAUAUCGGCUCGGUCUGAGAGACUUGCCUCAGUCAGUGGCGUUUUUUUCCGCUGUGGAAGUGGACAAGGUGUUGAGGAAGGAUUCUAAACAGGAUUGCGUUACGCCAUCUAAUCCGCAUGGACUCAGUAAGGGGUACGGUAUUUGUAACGGAGAAGAGCUUAAUAUUCAUGAAGCGAUUAAGAAGGCCGGAGGGCAAUUUGCUUGUUGGCAUGGCAGCCGGUUUGAUGAAGAAAGAAAAAAUGUCAAAAGCAACAAAAAGAAAGCACGUUUUUCUAGAAGUUCUACAAGAUGACCUCCGUCCGCCAAACGAAAAUGAGCAAAUCGUAAGAGUCAUCAGCAGUAAGGGAAACAAUUUACAUGAAGUAGAAGCCAUCGAUAAAACCAUAUUUCUCGCAUCAAUGCCAACCAAAUUCCGUAAAAAUGUUUGGAUAAAAAGAGGGGACUUUGUAUUGGUGCAACCUAUCGAAGAAGGUGACAAAGUCAAAGCUGAGAUGGUCAGGAUUUUAACUAAAGAGCAUAUAAAACAGUUUAAAAAGGACAAUGUGUGGCCAAAAGAGUUUGACAACAGUGAUAAAAAA
This is a messenger RNA of Leptinotarsa decemlineata (Colorado potato beetle), 3934 nucleotides long. It is a transcript of the gene tam, whose product is annotated as DNA polymerase gamma, catalytic subunit tam. Gene Ontology annotation, cellular component: gamma DNA polymerase complex; mitochondrion. NCBI's taxonomy places the organism in Eukaryota, Metazoa, Arthropoda, Insecta, Coleoptera, Chrysomelidae. The record is from RefSeq and is a predicted model, not a curated record. Gene Ontology annotation, biological process: mitochondrial DNA replication. Gene Ontology annotation, molecular function: 3'-5' exonuclease activity; DNA-directed DNA polymerase activity; DNA binding.